Molecule: messenger RNA, 753 nt
Organism: Diplodia corticola
Lineage: Eukaryota; Fungi; Ascomycota; Dothideomycetes; Botryosphaeriales; Botryosphaeriaceae
Product: mitochondrial seryl-trna synthetase protein
Exons: 2
Coding region: 1-753 (250 amino acids)
Cellular component (GO): mitochondrion
Source: RefSeq, a predicted model, not a curated record
AUGAGAGCACUCGCAUCGCGCCCACUGGUGCGCCCGAGAGCUUCCUUCCCCCGCGCAAGCAAUGCCAAUCCUAGACGGCCGUUCUCGGCCAAGAACACCCCGCCACCUCCGUCCGAGACUUCGGAAGAAGGGACGGCGGCAGCGGCAGCGGCUCGCAAGCAAUCGCGCCUCGACCGCGUGAUGUCGCGCCUCCCCAGCCGCCUGCAACGCCGCCUCUCGCCGCUCCGGCGCGCGCCGCUCACGCACGUCGCCGCCUUCCUCGUCCUGCACGAGGUGACGGCGGUGGUGCCGCUCGUGGGGCUCGCGGCGGCGUUCCACUACGCCGACUGGCUGCCGCCGUACGUGUCCGAGGGCGCGUGGGUCAAGCAGGGCGUCGAGCGCUUCGGGCGCUACUUCCGCCGCAAGGGCUGGAUCGCCGCGGGCGACGACGACGAGGCGGUCGCCGAGCUCGAGGAGGGCGCGAGGGCGUCGCGGCUGAGGCGCGGCGCCGGCGCCGCGUGGGGCUGGGGCGAGGGCGGCGUGAGGGUCCUGGUCGAGGUGGCGACGGCCUGGGCCGUCACGAAGGCCCUGUUGCCCGUCAGGCUGGCCGUGAGCUUGUGGGGGACGCCGUGGUUUGCGAGGGCGGUGCUGGUGCCGGUGGGGAGGGGGGUGGGGAGGCUGUUUGGUCGUGGGGGGAAGGCGAAGUCAUCGCCGCCGUCGCCGUCGUCGCCGCCGCCGCCGCCGACGGGCCGGGGUGGUGCUGGGAAGAGCUAA